GAAAGACGCGUCUCGAAACUCAGCUGUAUGAGCCCAGUACCCACACGAUCCUCACCCCACCAAGUCAGGACAGGCAUGGACGAUCCCACCCUCAACGACCCCGGCUUCAACGAGCUCGUCGCGCUCGACCGCGGCUUCAAAUCCCUCCGUCUCGACGAACAGAUCCAAUCCGUGCUGAAAUUCAUCGAGUUUUUUCAGAAAUAUGAUUCGGCUAGUGUUGUUGGGCCUGGGUUUAUCAAGCUGGCGGAGUAUUGGCGGACGAGCAACAAUAUCGUCCGGCAAUACAUUUUCAAAGUCAUAAAGCACAGCACAGGGGCAUUGGUGCAUCUGAGCAACGCGGACGAUGUGUUGCGCCGAAUCGCGGUGCUGCUGACGAGUAAUGAUGUGCUUGCGAGGACUUUGACGCUUCGCGUUCUUGGAUACAUGGCUGUCAUCGCCGUCAACAACUUCGAGGUGCAUCACGGUAUCCGCCUCAUGCUGGACUCAAAGGACUCGAUGGAGGUGGAGGCCGCGCUGUUCGCCGCGGAGAAGCUAUCGUUCAAGUCGGAGGCGUUUUGCGUCAACCAUCUGCCAAAGUUGAGGAGUAUGGUGGAAGACAAAGGUCAGCCGACGGUGAUCAAGUUGAAAGUAAUCAGGGUGUUCAAGAAUAUGUAUCAUCACCCGGCCCUUGCAUCUGCGGCUAGAGACGCGUGCCUGCGUUACCUAAUCAGCGCUAAAGGGGAUGAGCCGGUUCUCACCACGCUGCGAACGCUGACGAUUCUCGCCGUUCGAUGCGUUUUUCAAAUCGGUGAACAGAUUGACCUGCUUCUCCGCUACCUGGAAGAAGCAACGAGGACCACUGUGCAGUACGGGAUUUGCUGCAAUCUUACGUUGAUAGCCAGAACGCAGUGUCACCACUUCACGCAGGAUCAGCACUUGCGUAUCCUCCGUUUCGCCGCGCAAACAGACUGCACGACAGUCCAAAAGCGGGCACUGACGACAUUAAAGCUCAUCUGGGAUCAAACAUCAGCGGAGUCGGUUCAAAGCCCGGACAUCGUGGACGCGCUGGAACCCGUCGUGCUCGCUCGGAACGCACUCUCGUUGGACGCUGCGCUGUUCCUUGAUAAGCUGAACCAUCCCGAAGGGGAGGUGCGUGGGGCGAAAAAGCUGCUUUCCGAGGCGAGACUUGCCAACAUCCUCAAGGGCCUAAUCGAGAAGCUCAUGACCAUGUCGCAGCAGAAAGACACCGAGAGGUUAGAACUCGUAAUGCGCAUCAUCGCCGGGUUGCCCAUAGGAAGAUUCUUAGAGGAAGUGUGGCGGGGAAUUCUUACGAUGCCUGGGUUGGGGAAUGCCGAAUUCGACACGAGCUUCAAUAUAGCGAUGGCUGCGGCGAGGCGACGUCCGCAUAGGCAUCUGACACCGAGAUUCAUGUUGACGACGGCGAAUGCGCAUAGAUCUAAGCUCAAACCUGCGACAUUGAGAACUGCAGUCGUUACCGCCUUCGAAUUGAUCACUGUCGCCGAUGGAUUUGAGGAUACCGCAGCAUUCACAAAGGAAGUAGGACCCUUACUACCGAUCAUCCAGGCAUCGCCCGAAGGCGCGUGGUACAGCUAUCAAAUCGCGAGAGCAGCGCUCAGCGCGGGCUUUCCGGAAGUCGGCUCAUCACUUAUACAACCCAUCGUCACGCAAGGGCAGUCCGAAUCCUCCCUCUUCUGGCUUACAAGCCUCCAAUCCAUCGCGGACGCAUUCUCCCACGUCCGAACCGCCCACACCUCCCCAACGCCACACGACGAACUGCAGGGCGCUAUUUCGGCUCUAUGGACAGCACACACGGGCAUACAGGCACUGGAAGGGUUCAGCCAAACACCUCGACGAUUCCAGCAAGAGUUCUUGUGCUUGCAUGCGGGGGUAUUGGAGACCACCGCGGCGGUAAUAGCCACCUUGACGCAGCAUGAGUCCCUGAUGAUCCCGCUUGGUGGGCAGGCGGGACGCGCAACGUGGGAUGCUCUGUCGACGCAGUUUGCGGGGCAUGCGGGUGGGUAUGAGGCUCUUGUUGGGCAUGUGCAUGCGCUUGUGAGACCUCCGAAUGGGGAUGGCGCGAGGAGGAAGCGACGACUGCCUACGCAUGAUGUGGCGGAAAUCACGUUGAGGUUAAUCGAUUGUCUUCAGCUGUUUUGUUUGUUGGUUGAGGAGAUCACCCGCCAUUUGGCCUUGGGGAGUACACCACGGGCCGAGGGGCAGGCUUGGUCUCGCUCUGCCGCGUCUAUUUUGAUGUAUGCGCCAGCUACGGAUGUCAGCGCCACCACCCCCACGACUCGCCGGCGGAAAUCGCCGUUUGCGCUACCAUCAGGAUUGCAGAAUUUGGUGCGGGAUCCGCAAAACGUCGUGCGACAGUCGCCAACGGACCUUCGCAAGCUGCUCCUUGAAGCCGUCGCCACAUGUGUGUGGGUGCCGGAAGCUUUCUUCUUUACUGAGCUGCCGACCGCUUGAAGCGUCCUCCGGCCAAUCUAGACAUCCAGCUCGUUUUAGUUUCUCUCUCCAAGUGCACGCGGCGUAAAGGUGGGAUGCAGACACCCAUUCAGAGAAGGAACUUGCCGCUGUCGGCCGGUUUCUAUAUAUAAAUGCUAUGGUGGUUUCCCCCGAGUUUACGGGGUGCCUCGGACAUACCGGCGGCUUCAACCGCUGGUUAAGAACUUCACCCGGUCGCCGCCGGUUUGCACUGUUUGGAUGUGAGGCAUGUAUAUGUAAUACCCCACAGUUAUUCAUAAUGACAUGCUCUGAGAUUG
Molecule: messenger RNA, 2765 nt
Organism: Fimicolochytrium jonesii
Lineage: Eukaryota; Fungi; Chytridiomycota; Chytridiomycetes; Spizellomycetales; Powellomycetaceae
Exons: 12
Coding region: 28-2469 (813 amino acids)
Biological process (GO): snRNA 3'-end processing
Cellular component (GO): integrator complex
Source: RefSeq, a predicted model, not a curated record